AUGUUUUUCUUUAUCCUUCUCGGUUAUUUCCACUCUUUCUUUACCUUCUCUCUUUGUAAUUCAUUUUUCUCAUACUUUCAUCUUCACUUUCUUUCACUGUCCUCCUCCUCUUUUUCUUUCACUAUCCUUCUUCUCUCCUCUUUUUUGCACUAUCCUCCUUCUUUCCUCUUUUCAUUUUCUACUUUAAUAUCUAUCUAUAUGUCGAAGUGUGAUUAUCCAGCUAUCUAUCUGAUUGUCAAGGUAAAAAUCCAAAAAGCCUGUGACCAAUACAAUAGUUUUUCUCUCUCUCUCUCUCUCUCUCUCUUCUUAAAUAUUUACUUUUAUAUUUUUUUUCUUUUACCUUUCCCUCUUAUAAUUUCCAGAUUUUCUCUCAUCCUUUCAUCUAAUAUUUAUCUCUCAAUUAUUUUACAUUUCACUUUCUUCUUUCUUUCUUGCUCUUUAUUUCUCUCUUCUUUCUUGCUCUUUCUCUCUUUCUCUUUUCAUAUUCUCUCACCUUUAUUCUUUCUUACCAAUUCUCUUAUGUUAGUUUUUCUUUGUUGUCUUCUAUUUAUUUGUAUUUUUUCUAUUAGUGAAUUCCAUUUUUUCUUCAAGUCUCUUUUUAAUCACCCUAUUUAUUUUCUCCCUUUUCUUCCUGUUUUCUUUUUCUUCUCAUUUUCUCUUGCACUUUUUUUUUCUUCAUAUACGUUUUUGAUUGUUUCAUCACUUCUUUUUUUGUCUUUAAUAGUUUCUUUUAAGUUUUCAUUUUUUUCUUUUCAUUUACAUUCAUCUUUAUACAUUUCUUUCUCAUUCUUUUUGUUCUUCUAUUCUUUCUUUUUUCUUUUUCUUUCUCCUUUUUAUUUCCUUCUUCCUCUUUUUCUUCUUUCCUUCUUUCUUUUCUUAUUUCCUUUUUCUCUUCUUUCCUUCUUUCUCUUUAUUUAA
Messenger RNA from Acanthosepion pharaonis, 918 nucleotides. Lineage: Eukaryota; Metazoa; Mollusca; Cephalopoda; Sepiida; Sepiidae. The record is from the annotation of a GenBank genome assembly.